This is a messenger RNA of Alosa alosa (allis shad), 1483 nucleotides long. Its product is annotated as zona pellucida-like domain-containing protein 1. Gene Ontology annotation, cellular component: cell surface. The record is from RefSeq and is a predicted model, not a curated record. NCBI's taxonomy places the organism in Eukaryota, Metazoa, Chordata, Actinopteri, Clupeiformes, Clupeidae. The coding region runs from base 1 to 1239 and encodes 412 amino acids. The transcript is spliced from 10 exons.
AUGAUAACUUGGAAACAUCUAGCCUUUUUGGCUUUCAUUUUGCAUCCUGGAUUGGCUUCUGCGAAUAACUGCUCAGCAGUCUAUGACAGAAUUCCUGUCAACAGUGACUUGACCGUUGACUGUGGGACUAAUACCAUCACAUUGGAGGUGAAUCUGUGCACUGUCCAGUGGGCUGGCUUCAAUGACACAACUCUGGCUAUGAACGGACAGCACAAUAACAGCCUGUGCCUCGGAAUCCAGGACUCCACUGUGGACCCACCUGUUGUCCGGUUUCACUUGCCGGUCAAUGACAGCCAGGAGAACCCCUGCCGGACAUCCUGGCAGAUUGUAAAUGAGGCUGCAGGGUCAGGGAUCUUCAGUGCAUUUUCCAAUAUCCAGUCGGUGGUCAUCACAGGCUUCAUUGUCACACCAAGGUCCUCCGAAGGCAUCAUCAGUUACUCCACUGACCUCUACUACCACUUCUCCUGCCGCUAUCCCCUGGAGUACUUCAUCAACAACACACAAAUUGUGGCGUCCUCUGUUUCUGUGGCAACCAAGGGGAAUAAUGGAACCUUCAUUAACACUCUCAGCAUGAGUGUCUAUAAUGAUUCUGGUUAUAAUAACCCUCUGGUAGUUCCAGAUUCAGGCCUAGCAUUGCGCACUAACGUCUAUGUUGAAGUCAAGGCUACAAACCUCACUGGAAGCUUUAACGUGAUGCUUGACCACUGCUUUGCAACGCCAUCCCCUUACAACAUGUCUGUCAGUGAACAGUAUGACUUCUUCAUUGGAUGUAACAUAGCCUCAAGAACCACAGUAGAGCUGAAUGGGCUGGAUCUUCGUUCGCGGUUCUAUUUUGAGGCGUUCCGUUUCGUGCAACACCACAGUCAGCAGAAGUCCACCCUGUACCUCCAUUGUAUUGUGCGACUCUGUGAACCAACCAAGUGCCAAGAGCUUCUCAAUGCGUGCAGCGGAAACAAUGGCAGAAGAAGGAGAGACGUCGUGGAGCCUUUUGGUGCGGAGUCACCUGAGUCAACCACUGUCUCUGUGGGACCAAUCUUCACCAGAGACAAUGCAGAUGCAGUCGACCAAGCCUCGGCUCCAGAGUCGGGUGCUCAGCAGGGUGAAAGGAGUUCGAGCAGCACAGGGUUAGCUGUCGGGCUGGUUUUCGGUUGUGGAGCGUCUGUACUACUCGUCUUAGGAGGCUGGUUUGUGGUGAAGAAGUAUUUUUUGACUGGUGGUGAAAUUGGAUCCUUUCACUAAUUCACACAGGAUUUUUUUGUGUGUUUUUACAUAUAAAACACAAAUUACAGAUCUCAUAGACUCUUGUUUGCAAAAAACACAUUCUCAUGCAACAAGAAGACACAUUUUGCAUUGUGAUGCACUUGUGAUGCAUAAUGGUAACCAGAAGUGGCAAAGGGUAAACACAGAGCCCUAGAGCAGUGGUUUUCAAAGUGGGGGCCGCGAGAGGGUGCCAGGGGGGCCUCAGCAAGUUGGAGGAAAAAAC